GGGGAGGGGAAGGUUUACCUCACUUCAAGAAGCCUGGAAGCCUUGGAGCAGUGGAAGGCUAGAGAAAAUUGCUGGCCCGCACGUGAGUCCGUGAGAGGUUAUUUGCAACUGUGAGCAGGAGUGACUGAAGUGACUAGCCUGGACAGAGGAGGGUCAGGGUGACUGAAGGAGUCCAUUUUACCAGACUAAAGACCUUCCUUCUGAAGGAGUAUGUCAAGGCCUGCCAGAGAGCACCUGCUCCUGAAUCUCAGAACCCAGAAGAUCCCAUGAAGUCUCUACAGAAUGUUCCAGAAGCCUCUCCUCCAGUUCCCCGAGUGGAGGACCAGCUGCUGUGAAUGAGGAGACACCCCAGAUGGAUCCAGUUUUCUGCAGAGAAUCACAGACAUUGUGGGGUUCUGGAGUUUUCUCUGGCCCAGGGGCCCCAAGACAGGGUGGAGCAGCCACACCUGCCUGAAGUUCUGAGGAAGAGGGCGGAAACAGACAGCUCCCGCCCUCGCCCUCACCCUCACUUUCUCUCCCCACAAUUGUGAUAGGCUCCACUGGGGGCAUUGUGUGCCACAGGGGCUCACUUCCCCAAACAGGCAACUGUGGUUUUUCAGAGCCUGCCGUCCAACCCUGGGAGGUCAGGUGGCAUGCCUGGGAUCAGUGUGGGUCCUGCCCCUCGAUCCCCGGGCUGACUGUGACAUUGCAUCUGGAUGGAGCCAUGGCCUCUUACGUUCCUGCUGUUGCUGCUGCUGCUGCUGUGGCUACAGGGCUGUGUCUCAGGUCACUCCAAUGAGAACCUGUACAGGAAAGUGUGGCGGCGUGAAGGCGAGACCCUGUCUGUGCAGUGCUCCUACAAGAACCGCCGGAACUUAGUUGAGGCCAAGUCUUGGUGCAAAGUCAAGAAGAAGAAGUGCGACCACAACUUCACCCGGAGCUGGGUGAGGGGUCCCAGCUACUCUCUGCGGGAUGAUGCCAAGGUCAAGGUAGUCCGUAUCACCAUGGAAGCUCUCAGAGUUCAGGACUCCGGACGAUACUGGUGUAUGCGUAACACGGCUGGGCAUUUCUACCCUUUGGUGGGUUUCCAACUGGAAGUGUAUCCAGCCCUCACAACUGAGAGAAACGUUCCCCACACACAUCUUACCAACACCCCCAUGGAUGGAUUUGUCACGACCGGCCAAGUCCAUAUUUCAGACCCUCACGCUCCUUUCACAUCUGACGUGACUAUGUUCACAUCUGAAGUGACCAUGUUCACAUCUGGACUCCUCACCUUGGCUUCAGGGACCACCACACCAACCCCUGUGACAGGCUACAGUUUCAUCGAUACCAGUGGCACCGUUACAGAGCCUGAGAGGAACACAGAGUCCCAGCCCGCAACCCUGUCUCCUAGCAAUGCAAGAUCCUUCUCUGCUGAUCCAGUGACCACCUCCACCAUGUCCAGACACCAGAGUAGCAGCUUGUCCACCACGGGGACGUGCCACCCGUUAACUCCCAACAGGUCCCAGGAAACUUACAUCCCUGCGAUGGUGGUGGUGUUGACAUUUCUUCCAGCACCUGUGGUGUUGGUCGUAGCCUACGGGUUUUGGAAGAAGAGACAUAUGGGAAGAUACAACUUGGGCAGCAACUAUGCUAAACCCUGGAUACACCUUCCUGAAGGACCAGAGACACCGUGGAAGCCUGCUUGGUCUAAGAUAACUCAGUGAGCUGGGAAGCCAUUUCCAGUGGGUUCAGAAGGCCAGAAGAGAACCAAAGACCAGGCAGUGGCCCUGGGGCAGGAGGACAGUAGAGCUGCCUUCCCUUUACCCAGGGUCACUGUGUCCUCAGAUUCCCUCUGUUCCCUUCAAAUGCCUCUAUAUGUUUGAAGACAAGAGUCAGGUUCCAAGGCAGCCAGGGUUUCUAGAGUUCUGUUCUGGAUGAGAAGGAACAGUGACGAAGACCUGGGCCUCAGAGGAGUUGGUAGCAGGAGGUCCCAGAGCUGACGAAGGCCAUGUGUCUUCUGAUAUUCCCUGACUGUGACUGCUGGUCCCUUCUGUCCUGGGAGCCUACAGGUCACAUCAUUUGUUUCCUGCCUGGCAACCCCUUCAGGCCGGUGACAGCCUUAAGUUACAGGGCUGUUCUUUCCCAAGAGAAGUGCAAAGGGCAAACCUGGGUUUCCCCCACUCGAUUUUCUGCUCCCAUUGCUCCCAUGCUACAAUGAUGAACUCGUGGAGGAGACUGAGUGCAGAGACUCAACCAUGGGGUGCUUGCAGCCUCAUAGAGGACACCUUCCUCCAGACACUGGGGUCAGCCAUGGACCAAAGCAAUGCCGCUUCUGAGAAAAGAGCAAACGGGGCUCCCCUGCUUAAAGCAUCAGGAGAGAGAGGAACAGGGCAGGAGAAUGACAAAUCAGAUUCUAGGAUAGAAAGAUGGGAAGACGCCUGAACACACAGACACACAUAUAUACACAUGGAGUGGGGGAGGGGGAGGGGGAGAGGAAACAAAAGAGGAAAAUUGGGAGGAGGAGGAGGAGGAAGAGGAGAAGGAGGAGGAAGAGGAAGAGGAGAAGGAGUAAGAGGAGGAGGAGGAAGAGGAGAAGGAGGAGGAAGAGGAAGAGGAGGAGGAGGAGCAAGAGGAGGAGGAAGAGGAGGAGGAGGAGAAGAAAAAGAAGAAGAGUCCAUACAGCUCAGACUUGCCCUCUACUAUCUAGAUCAUUGGUCCAGAGUAGAGCAGGGCUGUGGGUUGUGGGCUGUGGGCUGAGCUGCCUCCUUAGUAGGGAUACUCACUAGCCCACAGAGCAUGGAAAGGUCCCUGGGCCAAGUGCAGCAUCUACACCCUCAGCCCUGAGUCAGGGACAUCCUGACAAGACAGCAAACAUCACAGUCAGGUGGCUGACACAGCUAGGGCCUUGGUGUGCACUCCAGGAUGACUUUGAGGCAAGAGAAGGACCAAAGUCAGGGGACAGAGGGGAGAAGGCAUCUUCCUCUCUGCUUCCAGAUGAGAGCACAAGAGGGAAUAUCAAACUGAACAACUGACAAAACAAGUUCUGGAAGGAUGGAUGGACACACACACCUCUGGCUAGAGUGCAUCUAUAUAGAGCCACCACCCUAGUUAACUAGAGAGGAUUAGCUCACACUGCCUGUUCUACAGUCCCACCCCCAUACUGGCCCUGAACCUCCAUUGUACCUUCAUUGUCCCCCACAGCCUUGUUUCAUGAUGGAGAGGUCAGGCAUAAGGACCAGUGAUGCCACUGUCCCUGUGUGACCCUGACCAAGCCACAAACCCUGUCUAGACCUCGUUUUUGUCUCCUAUGAAAGGGGAUAAUAAUUCCUGCCUAUAAAGAUUGGUUGGGGAUGCAAUGGAUGACAUAAACACUGUGCGACCUGAAAGUGUCUUGUGCUUCCCUGGAGCUCUUUCCUGUCUUGUUGCUCAUUAGGAGCUGAGUGGGGUUUGAGUUUUCCUCCUGCUGCUGAGACUAUCACUCUCUGACCAGAGGCUUCAAGGAUGGCUCAUGCUUAACAUGCUCAUGGCUCCUGCCAGGACCCAGGCUCAUUUUCCAGUACCCACAUUGGGAGCUCAUCCUGUAACUCCAGUUCCAGGGCAUCUGAUGCCCCUUUCUGGCCUCCUCAGGCCCUUCAUACACAUGGUACAUUUAAACUAUUACAGGUACACAUAUACACAUAUAAACUAUUACAGGGACACACGUAUACACAUAUAAACCAUUACAGGUACACACGUAUACACAUAUAAACCAUUACAGGUAUACACAUAAACACAUAUAAACUAUUGCAGAUACACACAUAUACACAUAUAAACCAUUACAGGUACACAUGUAUACACAUAUAAACUAUUACAGGUACAUGCAUAUACACAUAAAUUUAAAAAAAAAAUCUUCCAAAACAAUAACAACAAAAACCAGCCACCAAGAGCAGUCUAUGGAGGAAAAGGUUCAUUUGGUUUAUGCUUGCAGUCUACAGCCCAUCACUGAAGGAAGUCAGGACAGGAGCUAAAGCAGGGACUGGAGCAGAGACCAUGGAGAAACGCUGUCUGCUGGCUUAGCUUGCUUAGCUAGCUUUCUCGUACAUCUCAGGGCCACUUGCCCAGGGAAUGGUGUCACCCACAGUGGACUGGAGCCUCCCAUAUCAACUAAAAACUGAGACAAUCCCUCAGAGACAUGUCCCAGGUCAGUUUGAUCAGGGUAAUCCCUCAAUUGAGACUCUCCUCAGGGGACUCUAGGCUGUGUCAAGUGGACAGUUAAAGGUACCUGUCAACUUCCUUGCUCUCCUCUCCUGCUUCUGUCCUCACCACAGGGAUGCUGGGGUUCUGUGAUGAUGGCUGGAUUUUCAGUUGCUGUGAUAAAACACCAGUGUUGGGAGCCAGGUGAUCCAAGGCUCUCCCCACAGUUCUAAUGUAUGGAGAAGGAAGGUAGUCCCUUAUCUAACACCAGGAAUACCCCUGGCAAAGUCAGUAGUAACCCGGGGCCAGGGCCUUGGGGAAACUGUGGGUUUUAUCAAAUGACCUUUGGACCCAACUCCUCCCCACAAGGAGCUGUGGUUAUUAGACCCAAUGCCACUAUAAAAUCUGUCUGUGAUACACUUGAUACCCUGUAUCUUAGGCAAUGUUGUUUGAUUAGCUUCCUGCUGACUGGAUCCUAUUGUACAACAGCUUUCCACUGACUGUCCCAUUUCCCCUCGGCAAGCCACAUAAAAACUGCUAUUCUUGUAAAUAAAUUUGCUUGGCAUAAGCCAUCAGCGUC
Molecule: messenger RNA, 4714 nt
Organism: Mus musculus (house mouse)
Lineage: Eukaryota; Metazoa; Chordata; Mammalia; Rodentia; Muridae
Gene: Treml2
Product: triggering receptor expressed on myeloid cells-like 2
Exons: 6
Coding region: 696-1685 (329 amino acids)
Biological process (GO): T cell activation
Cellular component (GO): plasma membrane; cell surface
Molecular function (GO): signaling receptor activity
Source: RefSeq, a predicted model, not a curated record